Messenger RNA from Trichoplax adhaerens, 1590 nucleotides. RefSeq lists its product as uncharacterized. NCBI's taxonomy places the organism in Eukaryota, Metazoa, Placozoa, Uniplacotomia, Trichoplacea, Trichoplacidae. Bases 1 to 1590 code for a protein of 529 amino acids. The record is from RefSeq and is a predicted model, not a curated record. The transcript has 12 exons.
AUGAUGAAAUGUUUUGCAGUUGAAUUGCAAGCUAACGAAUAUCUUGGCAAUAAACUGGUUGUGGAAAGAGUUAGAUGUGAAUGCCAAUUGUUGGGUACAGUUUGUAGAGUUCGAUUGGUACAAACUUUUAUUAACAAGGGGCAAGCACCCAUCCAAACGGCUUACAUAAGUUGCUUACGAAAUGAUAUUUCAAUUUGCGAAUUUUCUUCGUAUAAUUCCUCAACACGGCAAUACUUAUCAUCCAGAGCAUUGGAAAAAAAUACUUUCGAUCGAGGAUUCUCCUGGCUACAUAACGAUGAACAGUUAAUAAAAAAAUUGGAAAAAGUGUUCGAUUGUUCUUCCUUCGGUCAGCUUUUUACGGCCCAAACUGGCAGCGUAAAUGGUGGAGAAUGCAUUGAUGUUAGCUUAACUUACGUCACCGAAUGCCGUGUUAAAAAUAACGAGAUUAAAUUUACUCCACCUAAAAUUGUUAAUAAUUAUUGCGAUGAAGAUCCCUUCCACUAUGACAUUGAUAUUGACCUGUUACAACCCUUAAGAAUAUCUAAUAUUGCCUCACCUACUCAUGAUAUUGCAACAAAAUUUUACAAUGGAGUAACUCGGAUCGUUGUUGACUAUCAGCAGCCGAAAAAUUGUGGCCAAGACAUCCUACUCCAAUACGAAGAGGAAGAAUUGCCUAAUAGUGGACAUUAUCCCAACGUUCUACUAUGCGCUAAUGGUGGCGAAGAGUCCAAUAAUGUCAGCAAUAAAGUCGCUAUUAUGGCUGUUUUCCCGCCUCUAAAACCUAAUAAUGCAAUGAUUGCCAGAGACCUGUUCAUAGAAUGGGGCAACUUAAAUGUUAAAACCCAAUGUCCAUCCCCGAAGCACCUAUUAAGUGCUAUACAUGCUACUAAUUACACCAGUAUCUAUGCGCUCCUUGACGAUGAUAAUUUUCCAGAUGGAGAUAUCUACCUCAAAGGCUAUUGCAAUAAUGAAGAGGUUGUCAUUAGGCCUUCGUACUGUGUCUGUACAACUCUUUCAUUGGCAGAAGAUGCUAUUCACGUUAUGAUUUGUAACUGGUUGUAUCGCGAAAUGGACGCUAUGAAUAAUACGGACGUCGAUGAACUCUAUCAACUAAUGACUGACAAUAAUGUCUUGAGUUCAGUUACAAAAUAUGUGGUAGAAGAGAAUAACUAUCAAAUGUGUGUUGCUAACUUACAAAAUAUCGCUUCUAAUGCUGUCCGACAGUCUAUUGGACAAAAUAUGAAGGAAAAUAACAUGCAACAAAAGAAGCGCAAAUUAACUCCAACAGCAGGAUCAUCAGGAAAGACCAAAGUUUCCUCCAUUCCAUCGUUCGAUCGAGCUAGCUUUGAAAAUGAUGAUAUGAUCAUAGAAGAAGAAGAGUCGGAAGAAUUAGAACAAGAAGAUGUCUUUAAAUAUAAAAACGGCACGGAAGAAAUCACUGUCCAGAUAAAUAAUAUCGAAAAUAAAGCAGUCGAAUCCAACACUAAAGCUAGAAAGAGAAGGCCUACGCCUGUUCCACGAUAUCAACAAUUUUCCGCUGAUUAUCAACGAAUGACAAUCAUCAGGAUGCCUUCCCUAAGCGAAGAUUAA